GGCACCCGGCGGGCGGCGGCGGUCACCGGCUGCGCGAGAAGGUACCCGCGACUGAGGUGGCCGGGCCGCCACCGGGCGCCGGAGCGGGCGAGCGGGGUCUGCGGCCCGCUGCGCCCCGAUGCUGCGGUGAGCAUUCCGGUUCCACGCACCUCGCGCUCCGCCGCACCGGCCCCGGCGAGCAGGUUCUCUCCAACCCUUCAGCCCGGGCCCUACCUGCGGCCGCCGCCGUCGGGGGAGGGGGUCCCCCCAGCUCUGCGGAGCCGCAUGAACAAUAGGCAGCGGCGGCUCUUGCGGGCGGCGGCAGCCCCGCACCCUAUGGAUCGGCCGCUUCAUGGAGCCCUCCAGAGCGCUUCUUGGCUGCCUGGCGAGCGCCGCGGCUGUCGCCCCGCCGGGGGAGGAUGGAGCGGGGACCGGGGCCGAGGAGGAAGAGGAAGAGGAGGAGGAGGCGGCGGCGGCGGCGGCCCCCGGCGAGCUGGGAUCGGACGCGCCGCUGCCCUACUGGACGGCAGUGUUCGAGUACGAGGCGGCGGGCGAGGACGAGCUGACCCUGCGGCUGGGCGACGUGGUGGAGGUGCUGUCCAAGGACUCGCAGGUGUCUGGCGACGAGGGCUGGUGGACCGGGCAGCUGAACCAGCGGGUGGGCAUCUUCCCCAGCAACUACGUGACCCCGCGCAGCGCUUUCUCCAGUCGGUGCCAGCCUGGCGGCGAGGACCCCAGUUGCUACCCGCCCAUUCAGUUGUUAGAGAUUGAUUUUGCGGAGCUAACCCUGGAAGAGAUUAUUGGCAUUGGGGGCUUUGGGAAGGUCUAUCGUGCUUUCUGGAUAGGAGAUGAGGUUGCUGUGAAAGCAGCUCGCCAUGACCCUGAUGAGGACAUCAGCCAGACCAUAGAGAAUGUUCGCCAGGAGGCCAAGCUCUUCACUAUGCUGAAGCAUCCCAACAUCAUUGCCCUUAGAGGAGUGUGUCUGAAGGAACCCAACCUCUGCUUGGUCAUGGAGUUUGCUCGUGGAGGGCCUUUGAAUAGAGUGUUAUCUGGGAAGAGGAUUCCCCCAGACAUCCUGGUGAACUGGGCUGUGCAGAUUGCCAGAGGGAUGAACUACUUACAUGAUGAAGCAAUUGUUCCUGUCAUCCACCGUGACCUUAAGUCCAGCAACAUAUUGAUCCUUCAGAAGGUGGAGAAUGGAGACCUGAGCAACAAGAUUCUGAAGAUCACUGACUUUGGCCUUGCUCGGGAAUGGCACCGGACCACCAAGAUGAGUGCGGCAGGGACGUACGCGUGGAUGGCGCCCGAGGUGAUCCGUGCCUCAAUGUUUUCCAAGGGCAGCGAUGUGUGGAGCUAUGGCGUGCUACUUUGGGAGCUGCUGACUGGCGAGGUGCCCUUCCGAGGAAUCGAUGGCUUAGCAGUGGCUUAUGGAGUAGCCAUGAACAAACUCGCCCUUCCCAUUCCUUCUACAUGCCCAGAACCUUUUGCCAAACUCAUGGAAGACUGCUGGAAUCCUGACCCCCAUUCACGACCAUCUUUCACGAAUGUCCUGGACCAGCUAACUACCAUAGAGGAGUCUGGUUUCUUUGAAAUGCCCAAGGACUCCUUCCACUGCCUGCAGGAUGACUGGAAACAUGAGAUUCAGGAAAUGUUUGACCAACUCAGGGCCAAAGAAAAGGAGCUUCGCACCUGGGAGGAGGAGCUGACGCGGGCUGCGCUCCAGCAGAAGAACCAGGAAGAGCUGCUGCGGCGCCGGGAGCAGGAGCUGGCUGAGCGGGAGAUCGACAUCCUGGAACGGGAGCUUAACAUCAUCAUCCACCAGCUGUGCCAGGAGAAGCCCCGGGUGAAGAAACGCAAGGGCAAGUUCCGGAAGAACCGGCUGAAGCUCAAGGACGGCAACCGCAUCAGCCUUCCCUCUGAUUUCCAGCACAAGUUCACGGUGCAGGCCUCUCCAACCAUGGAUAAAAGGAAGAGUCUGAUCAACAGCUGCUCCAGUCCUCCCGCAAGCCCCACCAUCAUCCCUCGCCUUCGAGCCAUCCAGUAUCCCAUCCAACAUUUGUUAUUCACAGUGACACCAGGUGAAAGCAGCAAAACCUGGGGGCGCAGCUCAGUCAUUCCUAAGGAUGAAGGUGAGGAAGAAGAGAAGAGAGCCCCAAAGAAGAAGGGACGGACGUGGGGGCCAGGUACACUUGGUCAGAAGGAGCUUGCCUCAGGAGAUGAAGGAUCCCCUCAGAGACGUGAGAAAGCUAAUGGUUUAAGCACCCCAUCAGAGUCUCCACAUUUCCACUUGGGCCUCAAGUCCCUAGUAGAUGGAUACAAACAGUGGUCGUCCAGUGCUCCCAACCUAGGGAAGGGCACGAGGAGCAGCCCGGCCCUGCCAGGGUUCACCAGCCUGAUGGAGAUGGAGGAUGAGGACGGCGAAGGCCCAAGGAGUGGGGAGAGUCGUCUACAGCAUUCACCCAACCAGUCCUACCUCUGUAUCCCAUUCCCUCGUGGAGAGGAUGGGGAUGGGCCCUGCAGCGAUGGAGUCCAUGAGGAGCCCACCCCUGCCAGCUCAGCCACCAGUACCCCUCAGCUGACGCCAACCAAUAGCCUCAAGCGGAGCGGUACCCAGCACCGCCGCUGUGAGGUGGCUCUGCUCAGCUGUGGGGCUGUUCUUGCAGCCACGGGCCUGGGGUUUGACCUGCUGGAAGCCGGCAAGUGCCAGCUGCUUCCCCCAGAGGAGCCUGAGCCACCAGCCCGGGAGGAGAAGAAGAGGCGUGAGGGUCUUUUUCAGAGGGCCAGCCGUCCUCGUCGGAGCACCAGCCCCCCUUCCCGAAAACUCUUCAAGAAGGAAGACCCCAUGUUGUUGCUAGGAGACCCCUCUGCCUCUCUAACGCUGCUCUCUCUUUCCUCCAUCUCCGAGUGCAAUUCCACCCGCUCUCUGCUGCGCUCCGACAGCGAUGAGAUCGUGGUAUACGAGAUGCCCGUCAGCCCCGUCGAGGCCCCACCCCUGACCCCAUGCACCCACAACCCGCUGGUCAACGUCCGAGUGGAGCGCUUCAAGCGAGACCCUAACCAAUCCCUGACUCCCACCCAUGUCACCCUUACGGCCCCCACGCAGCCAAGUGGUCACCGGCGGACGCCUUCUGAUGGGGCCCUUAAGCCAGCGGCUCUCCUAGCCAGCAGGAGCCCCUCCAGCAAUGGCUUGAGCCCCAGUCCUGGAGCAGGAAUGAUGAAAACCCCCAGCCCCAGCCGAGACCCAGGUGAAGUUCCCCGUCUCCCUGACCCCAAUGUGGUCUUUCCCCCAACCCCAAAGCGUUGGAACACACAGCAGGACUCUGCCUUGGAGAGACCCAAGACCCUAGAGUUUCUGCCUCGCCCACGUCCUUCUGCCAACCGGCAACGGCUGGACCCUUGGUGGUUCGUGUCACCCAGCCAUGCCCGUAGCGCCUCCCCAGCCAACAGCUCCAGCACGGAAACUCCCAGCAACUUGGACUCCUGCUUUGCUAGCAGCAGCAGCACUGUGGAGGAGCGGCCAGGACUUCCAGCCCUCCUCCCAUUCCAGGCAGGGUCAUUGCCCCCAGCUGAGCGGACGCUUCUGGACUUGGACGCAGAGGGGCAGAGUCAGGACAGCACUGUACCGCUGUGCAGAGCUGAACUGAACACACACAGGCCUACCCCUUAUGAGAUCCAGCAAGAGUUCUGGUCUUAGCAUGAUAAGGGUCAGGGGUGAACAAGGGGGAAACAGGAGGAGAUAAGGGGAGCUGGCUGGUUCAGCCCUUUCUCAGAGUUGGACCCCCUGAGAUCCAGCCCUACUUCUUGCACUGAUAAUGCACUUUGAAGAUGGAAGAGACAGAAACAGGGCCACUUCACAGAGUCUUCUGCCCCGUGGGGCCUUUCUACCCAUGUCCACUGAAAGGCUGUGACCGUCAGCUCUGGCUGUGUAGGGGAGAGAGGGGUGCAUGCAUGUCCCCCACCUUCCGCAGUAUUCCUCACCUUUAGGGUGACCCUGCAGAGUCACUCAGCCAAAUCUGCCUGCUGCCCCCUCUCCUCGGCCAGCUGGGUAAGCUCAGAGUCUAUCCUGGGGUCCCUUGUUAGCCCUGAGUUCAGCCUUCCCAGAACACCAGUAAUGUAUGUUCUGUGAUUGAUUUUGCGCCUCUUGAACUCUCUCCCCCAUCACUCAUGAAUCAGAAUCUUAUUUGAUGUGAGAUGCAAGCUUUUCUGUGAUCUAAGCCCUUUCAUGCCAGAAGGCUGAAGGCAAGGUGCCUCUGUGUGGGGACAUAGGAGUUGAUGGACCUGGCUUGGCACUAACCCACCUACACCUCCAGGCACCCCACCUAUUUAUUUGAGCCUACAGGUAGUAUGGGGAACUGCCUCAGUGAGAACUGGGAGGACGGGAAGGAGUUAUGAAAGAUACAGUCAAGUGGCAGGAAAGAGGGUAACAGAGUCUGUCUGUCCUUGAUCCUUGUGGAAACACUCGAAGGGCAGAAACCAGCACCUGUUGGAGGUACCCUUCUUCCUACCUGGGGUCAGGACGUGAUCAGACCAGGUUCCGACAAGCACAUGCUCAUCCCAGGAAUGGUUUCUUGGGAGAGUCGUUCACUGGUGCCAGUUCUGAAGCCAGAGACAAAGAUCAAAAGGGUUUUGUCCCUUUUGUUGUCUGAUCUUUAUGUGUUAUUCCCUCUCCUCAUUGUUUCUCUGAUCCCUGGAAUUAGUGGAAUUUAGGUCACAUGUUGGGUUGGCAGAGAGUAUCACUGUACUACACCAGAAUAGCAUGUGGGGGUGGGCCUGGGACACUGGGAGUUGGAACUGGGGGGUUUCCUUUUCGGCUGAGCCAUCCAUUUUGUGAUGCCCUUGAAGUAAAAUGGAGCCAUUGGUCAUACUAUCUGUAAAUGGAUGUGGUAAAGUGAUGAUGUUUGUAAGGUACUUGGUGGCCCACUGAUGUACAAUAGCCUUCAAGUCUCAAGCAUUGAAGUUGACCAAGACUCCCUCCAGUGUUUGGUUCUGGACCAUGAGCUAGAUAGAUAGGACAGCAGGGGCCAACCCUGACUUCUCUGGAAUUUGUUUCCUUAACUUGAAUGUUGAGCUUCUUUGGAAGCUUUCUCAUGUGAAUCUUCACCUAUUUUACUUACUCUGAGACCUUUGUGUUAUGUGUAAACAGUUGUCCUUAUACAGGAAUAACAGCUUGCCUGGGAAUAGAGUCCUUAGGUCAUGCUCCUCUUUCCUCAAGAGUCUCUAAGUGUUGUUCCACUGUGUCUUAUCAUGGAAUUUCGCUCUGGAGAUGUUGGAGGCCAAUCUGCAGGUUCCCUGAAUUUGCAGCCUAGAUGCCAGAAUGGGGAGAGUGGUACAGCUGGCACACUGGUGGAUUUUGUCACUGCUCUUUCUCUGUGACUAUGGUGGAAGUCCUCCUCUGUGGUUGAUAAAAAGGGUGACCUUGGCUUUCAAAUUGUUUCUUGGUUUAUGAGUCCAGUAGCACUUUGGUUCUAGGCCUCCACAAAGUCUUGGGUGGGGAAUCACUGUUGGUUUUGUUUUGCAUUUGUUUUGUACAGAGAUUGCAUUUCAACUCUAUCCUCUUUGUUCAGCCAAGCCAGUACAUACUUUUGCCCACAUGUCCCUACUUCUCAGCAAGGUGGAGAAAAAAUGCACAUCCUCUCAGCAGUUCCAGGGCACAAAUGGCCCAUUCUGUGCCCUUCUCUUGGGCCCUCCAUAACGCCAGUCCUAAGCCAACUAAUGCAUCUAUUAAUCUUUGACCCCACUAAAUGGCUGGCUGGUGGGAUGCAGCUCCCUGCAGUGUAAUCAAAACCAUGCCAGCUUUGGACAGUACUCUGGUAUAAGGCAAGAAUUUUUUCUUUGCUGAAUUUUUGUUUUUGGUCAUUUUGUUAGGUUGCAGCUAGCUUUCUCAGAAGUCCUGAGUAUAAACUGAGCAUAGCCCUGCAGUUGAGUGAGAAGUAGAACCCAGUUCUUACUCAUCCCCCCAGGGGGAAGACAAGGAAAGGCUGGGCUAAGGGAAGAAUUGUACCUGCAAAAAGCAGAAGCAGAGCUAUCCUGAAGAUGUUGCUGUGAGCUUCCACGAAGGUGGGGGAGUUACAUCUCUCCGCUUCCCAGUCUCUGAUGAGUCUCUGCCUACCACACAUUCUCUGCGUACAAAGCUGGAGAUGGAGUAGGGAUCUGUAUAGUAGCAGGUUUGAGUUAGUUUCUGUCCACUCAGGUUCCCUUGCCCCAUGGCCUUGAAGAUGUGGAUGAAGCCACUUCCGUGGCAGAAGCUGGCCUUUGCCUUCUCCCUUCCCUUUCUUUCCCCAGUAACAUUUUUGUUCUGCUCUUGGCAUUGUGCUCACUACAGAGAAGAUGGUGAUAGGAAACAGAUACUUCUCUCUGCCCCUCUGGGAUUCUUCAGCUCUUACCACUGUUUCCAGACAGAAUUAUCCCACUUAUCCUCUUUGGGAUACAGGCCAUUGCCGGGGGGCUGAGGAAAUGUCCAAGUUGUCCUUUUAAAUUAUUUCUAAGACGGUUGGGGGGAUGCUCUUAACUUGGCAUCCUUUGGCAUUCCUAAAGUCUGGUAAUAAUAAGAAUAUUAAUAAUAUAUUAUAUUUGGACAACCCAGAAUAGUGCUUACUUUUCCUCCUGACCUUUACAAAAUGACAUCAUUUUUCUUCUACAUUUGAUAGACUUGCUCUUAGAAAAAGGGGGAUGCUUAAAGAUGAAGACUCAAGUGAAGAGAAAUUAAAAAGAUGUCUGGACUGAUUGCUGAAUCAGGCACCAGGUUCUGAGCCUGAACACAUUGACUCUAUCCCCCAUUCUGCUUUUGCUGUAUGGCCUUGGGCUUGUCUUUUCGUGCCUCUCAAAUUCCCUGUCUUAAAAAGCAAUCCUCACAUGCUUCUCUCACAAGGGCAACAGAAGUAUGUGUCAGAGAAGGUCACUGAAGCCCUGUGGCUCCCUGCCAGCUCCAAGGGAAGCUUCCAUCAUCUUUACAGGAUGACUAACUGAAACUGACAAAGCGUGGAUCUCACCACCUUCUGUUUCUGCCUUUGGCUUCUGAAAGAGGACUGAUUUGGAGUUAACUUAGCAUGACUAAUGGGGACCAUGCUCAAGCACAUGCUCUUCACCUGCACAUAUGUGGCACCUGCUGUUUACACACAUUCUUUCCUAAUUCCCCCACUUAACUUGUCAGGUUGCUCUUUCUCACCAUGUGUGUCUUAGAGGAGGAAAUGAGAGAUGGGGAGGCUGAUGGCUGCAUCAGAACGGCAGUUUGGUGCCUGGUUUCUUGCGGUCAUUCCUCGAGUCUGAUUUAUUUAGACCCUACAACUGACUUUUUUGGCAAAACUCUUGCCUCCUCCUCCACUCCCACAUUGGAGCACCCUCUUUCCACUACCACUCUACCUCCCCUAUGGACAGCUCUCUGCACAUUCCUAAAUCUGCACAUUCCUAAAUCAUCAAGCUUCCUUUUUACAAAGUGAAGAGUAGCAGAUGCUGAAGACUGGGGGACUGUCAGUGGUACACCUCAGGAUUGAGAUUUCUGCCCUCUGUGUUUGCAGAACUUUGAUCUCUUCCUUGCCUGUUUGAGCCUGUGCCUUGAGCCUCUGGUGUAUGAAAGCUCAGUCUGACAGGUCAGAAACACUGUCUUGCUGCCUCCUGAAGGAUUUGGGGGAAGAAGCAGAAGCUGCCAUUUCUGUAGUGCCAGGGUUUUCCUGAGGGUUCUGCCAGAGGUUGUCGAGCUGGGGCAGGGAUGAGAGAGGUCUGCUGUGCAUGGUGAUCAUAAGAAAAGAUGGCAGCCCAGGAGUGAUAGGGGUCUACGACCUGAGCUGCCUGCUUGCAAAUGUCUCUUUCCCCCUCUGGACCUCAAGGCCAACCAUGAACUAGAAUAGAUGCUACUGCCCUCCCUUCUGUCCUAUCAAGUCCAACACUGAUAAGCCUCACCUUGCUAGAUUGUUUCCCUUUGUGAAGAAAAUACUACCUGUGUAAGUAUACGUAUGAUUGUAGGGCAAAAACUGUUGAAUACUGGCAAUUUCAUAUGGUUCAACCUAAUAGACCACUUGCUUCUCUCCUUGGCUUCAGGGCUGAGGAUUUCUCCUCGGCAGGAUAUGCUUAUUGUUUGGAACGUAUUCCCAGAUACCUCUCUUCUCUCAGGCAAAUGGGUGUUUUCCUAGACAAGGAAUUCAAAUUCAUGAAAAUCCCCUUAAGAAUGGAAAACUCACUACAGCUUCCUCAGUCUCAGGCCUGUUGCAGCCUUCUCUCCAGGGACUUAGCACCCAGGUACUGGUGUUGUAAGUUGUAUGCUGGAAUCCUGUCUAAUGAAGACUAAUUAACAGGGCAGAGCCCCCCCCCCCCCCCCUCUGAGUUUCCUAAUUAGCCUGAUCCAGCCCUGAGCUUCUGAUUGGCUGUGCAGGCCAGGUGAGCCUCUCAUGACUUCCUCUCACAGUUGCCUGAGUAUUUUCCAUUGGUCCAGAUAAGGUACUGGCAGUCCCACCCUCUCGUUGGUUCAUUUCCUGCCUUAGGCCCUGAAAGCGCCCUGGCUUCACUAGCCUGCUUGCUCAGUGGGCCCUGAUGUUUGUUUUUCAGAACAUUGGGCUCCUCCUUGCUCUGGAGCUGGCUGCCCCUGAGAGGCCUUUCAGCCAGUAGGACUUGUCAUACCUGUGGUUCGCUGCUUUGGGCUGUUGACUCGUGAUUGCACCUAAAAUGAGAGAGGAGCCUCGGGGCCCAGCUGGUUACCAGAGCCAGGAGCUUUUCCACAUGUCUCUUUGUUUUCCUUGGAAACAGACUCGCCUUUCCCCUGACUGGUCUGAGCCACCCGCUCUGCAAAUACUCACCACCUAGUUUUACAAGACUGAUUGGCGGGUGUGGGACACGACAAUUAGAUAGGUGUCCCAGGACAGAACACUGGAAUACAAUUCCAGGGUUCCGAGGCAGGCCUUUGCUACUGGAACCUGCAGGGUGGGCAUCCAGGAGUUCUGAACCCAGAAGUCAAAACAGUUUCUUAAGAGGGGUCCUGGUGAUUGAAGGCCCCCUGGACUUGGUGUUACUUGCUCUGCACUUACUGAAGUCCAAGACCAGCUUUUGGGAGUAAUGUUUCCCACAUUCCUGAAAUCCUUCACAUGUAUAUCCCUGCCCAGACAGAUUCUGACUUUAUUUAAAAUUAAUUGUGAUUUUUUUAAAAAAAGUAUUACAUUGAACUAUUAUCUGUCUUGAUUACUGAGUGUUUCGGCGCCUCUUAAAUUUUGCACGUCAGGGGAGUGCCUCACGCACUCUAGUCCCAGCCCUGCCUGCCCCUCACCAGGACCUGUGAAUGGUUAGGAAUCAUUGUUUUAACCACCCUUCCAUUUCCCUACUUCUUACCCUUCUCCUCAAUUCCUGAGUAAGGUGAUAAUUCUCCAGGGGUGUUUGCAAUUCUGUAGGAAUGUACUGACUUACAACAGUAAAAUAUCUAGGAUGGUUUUCCCUGAGUCUUUAAAUUUGGACCCUUAACUUGGAGUCGACUUUUCUUGAUGCUCUCUACUGUCUUUGAUGUGCUCUGGCUUCCUUGAAGGUUCUCUGAAGCCCUGAGACCACUUGAGGUGUGUCCGUGUUUGGGAGGCAAGAGGCAUAAUUAUAGGAGAGGGGAAUCUUUUAGAAUCUCAUCUGAAACCUCUUUGGUGAAUAAACUUCACUCAUUUCUCUCCCAGAUUUCAGAAGCGCAUGAAGUGGAGGCUUUUGCACUAUGUUGCAUGCCAAGAGUGGCAUCCCCAGCACUCUGCCUGGCACACAGUGAGCCUUCAGAAAUGCCAGCCGUCGACACCGCCUCCACCAGUGUCCUUUUCACUACCCUUAUUCUCCGUCUUCACUCUUCACUCCCAUUGUUUAUCUCUACCUCCUGUUCCACAAGCCAUGCUGGCUAUGGCUCUUUUCUUCAUCACUAUCAGAAUGUGACCUGAGUUUAUCUUGAGCCUAGCUAUGGAGAUUAACAAUAAAUUACAAGAAACCAUUAUUUCUUCCAUGUGGGAGGCAUUUUCCUAGGGCUUUAUAUUCUUUUUUUUCCCUCCUCACAGUAAUUCUGGGAAGUGGGUGUUAUCUCCAUCUAAGGAUGUGGGAAUUGAGGCUCAGGUCAUGUAACUUGCCCAGGGUCACAUGGCUAAUGCAUGAUGUUGCUGAUCCACUUGGCUCCGAGGUGUUCCUGCUUUUUCCUCUGAGCACAUGUCUAGGCCACUCUUUAGAAGCCCUGAUACACUAUUGCAUAGCGUAGGACCACCUGGAUUUUGAGAUGACUGGUCCAAAGGGGAGUUAUAUCCCUUGGCUCACCCACCCUGUGCCUGUGUGAGUGGACUCCAGCAGGACUUACAGAUUUCCACAAGCUUUGCUGACUUCUUUCUGCUCCUGGCUGCUUUCUCCUCCACCAUUUCUUCAUGAUUUUUCGGAGAUUUGUACCACAUGGGAGUUGAAGAUGGUGAUUCUACAACUCUAGUCCUAGCACCACUGCUGAAGGCCCGUGUUUCCUGUUUCUCCCGUUUCCAGCCCACAGUUGCCCCAUCAUUGCUUUCCGCCACAGCUUCAACCCACUCCCACUCUCCUCCCAGCUCCCAACUUUGGAAGCCUUAUCAUAGCUACUGUCUCCCCAUUGGGAACAUGAAAUCAGGCUUUUGCCUUUUUGUUGUAUUGUGCUACAUGCCCUGGUCCCCAGUUGUAGCAAAAACAGAAUAGCAAAAAAAAAAAAAAAAAAAAAAAAAAA
Molecule: messenger RNA, 10657 nt
Organism: Choloepus didactylus (southern two-toed sloth)
Lineage: Eukaryota; Metazoa; Chordata; Mammalia; Pilosa; Megalonychidae
Gene: MAP3K9
Product: mitogen-activated protein kinase kinase kinase 9
Exons: 12
Coding region: 332-3673 (1113 amino acids)
Biological process (GO): protein phosphorylation
Molecular function (GO): JUN kinase kinase kinase activity; ATP binding; protein binding
Source: RefSeq, a predicted model, not a curated record